AAUCAUUAGGGUGGUAAUUAACAAAGAUUUCUCUCUCUCUCUCUCUCUCUCUCUCUCUCCAGUAUUCUCAGGCUGGUGGUGUGUCUCAGAGUUUUUUCUGGCCCUCCUCCAGAAAGAUCUCUCUCUCUCUCUCUCUCCAGUAUUCUCAGGCUGGAGGUGUGUCUCAGAGUUUUUUCUGGCCCUCCCCCAUAAUAUCUUUCUCCACCCCAAAAUCAAAUCCUAAAUGAUUACAACGGCAGCAAUCACCUUCAUAGCCAUAGCCAGCUCACUAUCCUUCCUCUUCUUUUCACCCCCUCCAAAAUCUUCCUACCACAACCUCUUCAUCUCACUAUCAGAUAAUGCCUCAAUCUCAAACCACCUCUACACCCUCACCCGCCGACCCCAUGUCGCCGGCUCCCAAGCAAACGCCGAAGCCGCAACCUAUGUCCUCUCCACUCUCUCUUCCUCCAACAUCCAAUCCCACAUCACAUCCUACGAAGUCCUCCUCACCUAUCCUAUCUCCCGUUCCUUGACACUAACACCUCCUGCUCCAGAUCCUCCAACCACGUUUGAUCUUCACCAGGAGAUAUAUGAGGGGGACCCAUACGCUGACGUGGCCAAUCAAGUUUUACCUACGUUCCACGCGUACGCCAAGUCGGGUACCGUAUCAGGACCCGUGGUGUAUGCGAAUUACGGACGCGUGGAAGACUAUGUGACAUUGGAGAAAAUGGGAGUGAACGUUUCAGGAAGUAUUGUACUAGCAAGGUACGGAGAGAUAUAUAGAGGGGACAUUGUGGAGAACGCUUAUGAUGCAGGUGCUGUGGGGGUGGUAAUAUAUACGGAUAGGAAGGACUAUGGUGGUGGGGGAGGUGGCGCCGCCAAGUGGUUUCCAGAUGAAAAAUGGAUGCCGCCGAGCGGGGUCCAGGUGGGGUCGGUGUAUGGUGGGGCUGGUGAUCCAACCACGCCCGGUUGGCCUAGUUCUGGGGCCUGUGAGAGGUUAUCGGAUCAUGAGGUGGAGAAUAGAGAGGAUGUCCCACAGAUACCUUCGUUGCCUGUGUCUUGGGCAGAUGGUGAUGCAAUCAUGAGAUCUAUGGGCGGACAAGUGGCGAAUGAUGAUUGGCAGGGUGGUGUAGAUGCCCCAGUUUACAGGGUUGGACCAGGUCCUGGAAUUCUACAACUUAGUUUUACAGGGAAGCAAGUCAUAAGCACAAUCCAGAAUGUUAUUGGUGUUAUUCAAGGAGCAGAAGAACCUGACAGGUUUGUCAUUCUGGGAAACCAUCGGGAUGCAUGGACAUUUGGAGCUGUUGAUCCCAAUAGUGGAACUGCAGCCCUGCUAGAGCUCGCAGAAAGGCUAGGGAAGCUGCAGAAAACAGGAUGGAAACCUCGUCGAACACUCAUCUUUUGCAAUUGGGAUGCUGAGGAGUAUGGCCUGAUAGGAUCAACGGAAUGGGUUGAAGAGAACAGAGAAAUGCUAGCUUCAAGGGCUAUUGCUUACCUGAAUGUUGAUUCUGCGGUAUAUGGAGCAGGUUUCUACGCCUCUGCAACUCCGCAGCUUGAUGAACUAAUAAAACAAGCAUCUCAACAGGUUCAAGACCCAGAUAACUCAUCACAAUCAAUCUACAAAUCCUGGAUUGGCUCAAGCAACAAUACUGUGAUUGGAAGGUUAGGAGGUGGAGGGUCAGAUUACGCAGCAUUUGUCCAACAUAUCGGUGUACCAUCAGCUGAUAUAUCUUUUGGCAAUGGUUACCCCGUCUACCACUCAAUGUAUGAUGACUUCAUCUGGAUGAAGAAAUUUGGCGACCCUAUGUUUCAGAGGCAUGUAGCAGUGGCAAGCAUGUGGGGACUAGUAGCUCUUCGACUUGCAGAUGAGGAAUUUUUACCUUUUAAUUACCUCUCUUAUGCACAUGAGCUUCAGAGAAGUGCAGAAGAGUUAAACGAUCAAGUAUCUGACAAGGGUAUAACCCUUAUUCCCUUGUUGAAGUCAAUUGAGGAGCUCAAAAAGGCAGCCAGCAAUAUAAAUAACCAAAGAAAGGAAAUGGAAGAAAAGAAAGGUUGGGCAUCAAUGAGGAAAAAGGACCAUUGGAAAGUGAGAGAGCUGAAUGAUAGAUUGAUGAUGGCAGAGCGAGCAUUCACAGAUAGAGAUGGACUCUUUGGAAGGCCAUGGUAUAAGCAUUUGAUUUAUGCGCCAUCAAAGCACGACGAUUAUGGAUCUACACACUUCCCUGGGAUUGCUGAUGCAAUUGAAAAGGCUAAGAGUCUUAACACAGCAGAGUCAUGGCAUUUUGUACAGCACGAACUUUGGAGAGUCUCAAGAGCUGUCACACAUGCAUCACUAGUCCUCAAUGGAGAAUUGACAUGAAAAUGGCACAAUAACAUAAAAUCCAAUACGGAAGUUGAAAGACCGAAAUUUCCUAAAUGCUCCACAAAUUCUCAUUUUAUAAUUUUUGCAUCAAUUCUUGCUCUGUAACGUCCAUAGGAUAUCAACAAUUGAUUGGCUGCUAAAAGAAAAGGAUAGAAAAAUUUCCAGAA
Messenger RNA from Rhododendron vialii, 2508 nucleotides. RefSeq names its product probable glutamate carboxypeptidase LAMP1. The transcript is spliced from 12 exons. Bases 224 to 2338 code for a protein of 704 amino acids. Gene Ontology annotation, molecular function: carboxypeptidase activity. The record is from RefSeq and is a predicted model, not a curated record. Lineage: Eukaryota; Viridiplantae; Streptophyta; Magnoliopsida; Ericales; Ericaceae.